CACAGAAUCUGCAGUUAUCAGUAAAUAUGUCUGUUCCUCCUCGUCCCGAUCCACCCAUUGUUGGUAAGGUGACUCAUAAUAGCAUAGAGCUGUACUGGAGAGCUCCUGAAGUUGUUGAUCAAGGCAAGGGAGACAGCCGGUUGAGAUAUUGUAUUCAAGAAGAGGAACUGGGCCCAAGGUCCAGAGGAUUUGGCAAUGUCUAUUCAGGUUACAGUAAAAUGAAUGUUUUUGAAGGCCUGGAGGCUCGCACACAGUACCGAUACAGACUGAAGUGUAUGAAUGAUUUUGGUUCAAGUGCCUGGAGUGCUGUUGUCACUGUGUCAACCACAAAGAAACCUCAAACCAGUGAAGAUCUCCAGAGGGCUGUCACUAAGGGAGAUGUGGAGACUGUCAGAAAUAUUCUGCCUGCCCCUUUUCCGGGCACAGCGGCCCAUUAUACUAUCAGCAGCCGCCAAGAAGAAAAAGUUAUUGAAACCGCUGUUGAAAUUUUUUCGAAAUAUGUACUUAUCGACUUAGUUUGGUCGGGCCGGACGGGAAAAAGGUUGGCUCAAUUUCAUGACGUACAGACCAAGCGCAGCGAGGUCCGUGCGCCAUGACGGAGAGCCAAAU
This is a messenger RNA of Pocillopora damicornis (cauliflower coral), 609 nucleotides long. RefSeq names its product fibronectin type 3 and ankyrin repeat domains protein 1. Gene Ontology annotation, molecular function: protein binding. The record is from RefSeq and is a predicted model, not a curated record. Gene Ontology annotation, cellular component: nucleus. NCBI's taxonomy places the organism in Eukaryota, Metazoa, Cnidaria, Anthozoa, Scleractinia, Pocilloporidae. Gene Ontology annotation, biological process: regulation of apoptotic process.